CAAAAAGCCUCGACUAAGAUCAUUGUCAGUCACUAUUCAUUCAAGAGUUUGCGACGGAACAGUCAAAGACUUUUAGGAAGGAUAAUAUCUUCGGUUUAAGCAUACGCGACAAUCGUUACCUAGCCUUCAUUUACGCAUUUGAGUUAUUUUUUCUUAAUUUAAAUAAUUCAUUGCGUUCACACUACUUGAUACAGUUUUAUCCUUUUUUUUAUCAAUUAUUGUUACCCAAAGUGAUAAUAUCAGUGGUGCAGAUAGACUGCCUUUUUUUUAAAUUUUAAUUUGUGUCGGUGGUUAUAACAUCAUUACAAAACUGGCGAAAGAACAGGAAACACUCAUGAAUUCUGCACAUAAUCGAAAAGCGCAUAUUCAUAAUCGAAAAAUGCAGCCAGCAGCAAGUCGAAUAUUGUAUGAUAUACCAUGCAAAGUGUGUCGCGACCAUUCUUCAGGUAAACAUUACGGAAUAUUUGCCUGUGAUGGAUGUGCUGGAUUUUUCAAACGUUCUAUACGACGAAACCGUCAGUACGUUUGUAAAGCUAAAUCCACGGGUGGUUGUAUGGUUGAUAAAACUCACCGCAAUCAGUGUAGAGCUUGUCGGCUCAAGAAGUGCAUUCACGCUGGCAUGAACAAAGAAGCUGUGCAACAUGAGCGAGGACCACGUAAUUCGACAAUACGUAGACAGAUGUCUUUGUUCUUCAAAGAACCUGGGAAACAUAUCAACUUGACUACUAAUAUAAUUUCACCACCACCGGUUGCUGUAUUGGAUUUGGCAUUACCCAAAAAUCCAAUUGAUCAACAUCGGACAGUAGUUGCAGGUCAAUACGGUUCUCAGAUGCAUAUCCAACUUUACUGUGGAAGUAUAGCCAUGCCACAACCGGACCAUUAUCCGGCUUAUCCUCCUGUCAAUAUACCGGUAAUACCAUCUACCCAAAUGAUAGUACUGUUUACUCCAGAAGCAACAUGUGAACACGCGGCACGUAUAUUAUUCCUCAAUGUACGAUGGACUAAAGAUCUGACAAUAUGCGCGGGUCUAACAAUAGACGACCAAUUAAUGCUGCUCGAGGCCUCCUGGCGAGACCUAUUUCUUCUCGCAGUAGCUCAGAUGUCACCGACACUAGAUCCAACUGCCCUGUUAUCAGAAGAACUCCGAAACUCCCCUUUAGCAUUAGAAGUUCUUCGUUUCCGUGAAGUAUUGAAUGCCAUUAACGCCGCUGCUUUGAACGCCCACGAGUUUGCAUGUGUACGAGCAAUAGUAUUUUUCUCAUCCAUCCUCGAAGAUCUCAAAGUCCAACCAAGUAGCCGUAACAGUGAUGGUUCAAUGUCACCACCCGUAACAGCAACUCUGGCACCUGGCUACCAUGCACGUGAUCCAGAAACUAUUGCACGGCUACGCGACGGCGCAUAUCUAGCACUUGGACAAAUAUUACACCAUGCAUCUUUUGGCGCAUUGAGAUUCAGCAGAAUAUUAAUGGUAUUGCCAUUUUUAAAAUCUGUAUCAAGUAGUGUCAUUGAAGAGUUAUUUUUCCGUCGGACCAUUGGUGUGAUUCCUAUUGAACGCAUCAUAUGUGACGUAUAUAAAUCACAAUAAUUUUAAUUAUGAUACUACACGGAGAAAUUAUUUUAGUUUAGCCAUAGUAAUUUUUGCAUAUGUUUAUUUCGAUUUCCAACAGUUGGCCAACAUAGUCCGGCACUACUAUGACAACAUAGCAUUUCAAACACUAAUUUCUCCGUGUAGAAGUACCGAGAUUCGCAAGUUUUUUUCAUUUUUUUAAAACAAAUUACAUUUUUUUUUUUUUUUUAAUAUUUAUGUAUGAAUUCCAUAUAUGAAAAUUCUGAAAAGUCAUUCAUAUAUAUAUAUAUAUUUUUUUUUUUUCUGUAAUUUUUUUUCCGUGAAAAAUGAAUUUUUUUUUAUUGUAAAAUGAAAAAACUUCGCUAGUCUGGUGCUUUUAUCGUCAUGUAAUAAUUACACCGAGAAAUUGUUCUCGUUUGAAAUGCUAUGGUGUCAGUAGAGUUGGACCAUGUUGGCCGCUUGACGGAAAUUGAAAUAAACACAUGGAAAAUAACUGUGGUCGUAGUAAAAUCGACAGUGGUUACAAAAAUUUGGGAUACAAUCGUGGUUUAUUUUACUGUGGCCAUAGUAAUUUUUGCGUGGGUUUAUUUAAAUUUCUGCAGGUGGCUGGCAUGGUCCGGCUCUGCUAUAAAACUUUAGAAAUUCAAACAAGAAUAAUUUCUCGGCGUUCAUACAAUUUAAUUUAAUAUUAUUAACAGUAUUAUAAUUAAAUUGUAUUAAUUAUUACUUUAACUUAUUUUAAUUUAACGUACGUCAUUAAGCUCUUGGAAAAAUGGUCUGAUUAGUUUAAAUAAUUAUAAAAUAUAAGACUAUUUUUAAACGAGAAAUAUUUAAAAAAAUGUAUAGAUUACAUACAUGUAAAUAAUUACUGUAAAUAAUUGUUGAUGAUAAUUAUUGAUUAAUCAAUUUUAGAGGUUUAAAUAACUGUGAUGUUUACAUAUCACUAGUUUAAUUAUAAGAAUAUGUGGCUUUUGUUUCGAUAUAUUAUAUAGAGUUAUCGAUAUUUUUAAUUAUGAUAUAUUAUUUAUAUAAUUUUAAAGGCUUGAGCAAUAAACUAAAUGGCUAAGUUUAAAUACUAGGCUAUUUUUACAUUACAUUUACGGAUUAACUAUUUGUAAAUAUUAUUCAUGGCGAUUACGAAUUGUUUAAUCGUAUCUUUAUUGACUAAAAAGUAUUUUUUGUGAACAUUUUUUGUUUCAACUCAAAAUUUUAUGAUUUAUGUCAAUGUUAAGUUCCAAUCAAUUUGAGCGCAAUUCAAUUUCAUGUGAAGAUUUAAAAAAUUUUUUUAUCAGAAUAUUAAUAUCGGGAGGACGUUCAGAAUUAAAAAUUAUUUUUUAAAUUCUGAAAAGUAAAUUUCGUUUGAAAAAAUCAUUAAAAAUUUAUUUUUAAAAAAAUCGCAGGAAAAAUUAUUAGUAUUCAGAUUUAUAAAUUUUGACAUUUUAAAAAAUGAAAAUUACAAUAAGCUGGUAGUCAUAAAUUUAUAUUGUCAAAGUCGUGACUUUUUAGAAUGUUAUAGACACUUUCAAGUUCUUGACUCACGCUAAUACAAUUCUCUGUUGUAAUUUCUACACGACAUAUUUAAGAUAAAAGACCUUUAGUACCUGAUCAAUGAACCAGUACCCGAUCACUUUAUGUAUGUGUAUUUAUAUUUAGUAAAUUUUACUAAUUAUAAAUAUACAAAUACAUGAGCGAUCAAGUACCAGUUCUCUGAUCGAGUACUGGAUGUCUUACCGUACACAGAAAAAAAAUAUUUUUUGCCACAAAAAAUCUUUACUCGUUUAAAAAAAUUUUUACUUGUCCUCGGAAAUUUUUUCCAUGAAUUGAAAACCAAAAUAUUCUUGGAGUGAAAAAAAAAUUUUUGGGGUGAGAAAAAAUUUUUUUGAACUAACCAAAAAAAAAAAAAAAUGUGGAACGAGAAAAAAUUUAUAGAUCUCAGAAAGUUUUUUUUCAUUUCAUAUUGAAAAAUUUUUCUUCCUCUAAGAAGUACUUUUUUUUUUUUUUUAAUAAUUUUGCUGUCAGUAUUUAAUUACAGAAAAAAAUUAAUUAGUUCUUAAAAGAACUUCUAUUUGUUUAUUAUCUUUACAAAAUUUUGAAUAUUUUUUUUUUUUUACUUAUUUUUAAUAGAAAUGAUUUAAUCUUGUAACAAAGAAUUGUAUUAAGUCAAGAGCUCGAAAGAAUCUAUGACUUUGCGAUUUUGACAAUAUACUUAUUUCUACUUAUUUUUUAUCUUUCCUUAAAAAAAUUAUUGAUUUAUCAGUUAUUUUGAACUUCUAAACUUUAAUUAUAAAAAUUCUCAAGAGUAAUUUUCUAUAGUAAAAAUGAUUUAAAAUGAUAUUUUUUAAUUCUGAUCGUCGUCGCUCGUAAUGAUUCUCUUGAUGUUAUAUUCUGAUUAAUAAAAUUUGUAAUAAAUGAAAAACAUUUUUCUUCAUUCGCGUUCAAAUUGAGUGGGCUUGGAAUAAAUCGUAAAAUUUUGAGUACAAAAAAAAUUUUCAAUAAAAAAUAUCACUAGCUAAAUAAAAUAUAUAUGGACAUUUAUGAACGAUUAAAUGUAUGUGUAAAACUCAUUAUCACAAGUUUCAUUGUAAUGUUAUAUUGUAAAAAAAAAAAUACGUUUAAACGAUUGUGAAUAAAAUACGACAAUGA
Molecule: messenger RNA, 4210 nt
Organism: Microplitis demolitor
Lineage: Eukaryota; Metazoa; Arthropoda; Insecta; Hymenoptera; Braconidae
Gene: tll
Product: nuclear receptor subfamily 2 group E member 1
Exons: 4
Coding region: 335-1585 (416 amino acids)
Biological process (GO): anatomical structure development; cell differentiation; positive regulation of transcription by RNA polymerase II
Molecular function (GO): zinc ion binding; RNA polymerase II cis-regulatory region sequence-specific DNA binding; nuclear receptor activity
Source: RefSeq, a predicted model, not a curated record